ACCUUGCCAGCCUCAAGCCCCCAACCACCCAAGAUGAAUUUCGCUGCCCUCCUCGCCGCCACCGCUGCUCUAGUCGGAUCGGUCUCCGCCACGGCUUGCACCACCACCCAACAGACCGCCGCCUACGUCGCGCUCGUGAGCAUCCUCUCGGAGACGUCCUUCACGACGUGCGCCAGCGACUCGGGCUACUCCAUGCUGACGGCGACUGCGUUGCCAACUACCGCUCAGUAUGAACUCAUGUGCGCGUCGACAGCAUGCCAGGAGAUGAUCGAGACUAUCAUUUCGCUGAACCCACCAGACUGCGAUCUGACGGUUCCCACGAGCGGCCUGGUGAUCAACGUGUACGAGUACGCCAACAGCUUUGCGUCAACGUGUUCGUCGCUUUCGUCGUCGUCGUAAGCACUGAGAUCGGAGUGAUAUUUGUAUGACGGACUUCUGCAUUGCUGGACGAGAUUGGUCGGAGUUCACAGAGCUUGAUCAUCUGUAGUUUGUUCAGACCGAAGCCUCGGAGGCUUCUUACCAAGUGCCUCUCUCGCCCGCUUGACCGUGUGUGAGGGCGAGAUGUGUGAACGUUCGUUAACCAGUAAUGAACGGAUUUCAUGUUUUCAGCAACAGUGUGUUAAAAUGUUGCGAUUGGGU
Messenger RNA from Phytophthora nicotianae INRA-310, 639 nucleotides. Its product is annotated as highly acidic elicitin 20. Lineage: Eukaryota; Oomycota; Peronosporomycetes; Peronosporales; Peronosporaceae. The coding region runs from base 34 to 399 and encodes 121 amino acids. Gene Ontology annotation, cellular component: extracellular region. The transcript has a single exon. The record is from RefSeq and is a predicted model, not a curated record.